Ixodes scapularis (black-legged tick) is the source of this 1868-nucleotide messenger RNA. Its product is annotated as dachshund homolog 2. The record is from RefSeq and is a predicted model, not a curated record. NCBI's taxonomy places the organism in Eukaryota, Metazoa, Arthropoda, Arachnida, Ixodida, Ixodidae. The transcript has 13 exons. Bases 1 to 1818 code for a protein of 605 amino acids.
AUGGCUUCCCCCGACGCCGCCACGGGCGCCCUACUUCCCGAAAACUUGUCGGUCAGCGGAGUGGUCCUACCGCCGCCCCCGCCGUACCUGAGCGCCAGCGACAGCCGCGGUUCCUCGUCCCCGUCCACCCACGACCUGCCGCCACCGCUCCCGCCGGCUUUCAACGCGGCCGCCCUCUGCGAUCAGUUCUGCUCGGUCAUCAACGGGUUCCGGGGUCUCGACCCCUUGUCCAACGCGAGGCUCAAGAGUCCCUCGUCGAGGUCCGUGGCCGCCGACGCGACGGACUGCAGGCUCAUCCAGUACCGCGGCGAGAAGAUCGCGGCGUUCGCGUACCGCGGCGAGUACCUGCUCUGCCUGCCCCAGGCCUUCGAGCUGUUCCUCCGGCACCUGGUGGGCGGUUUGCACACGGUGUACACAAAGCUCAAGCGACUGGGCAUCAGUCCGAUCGUGUGUAACGUCGAGCAAGUCCGCGUGCUGCGGGGUCUCGGGGCCAUCCAGCCAGGGGUGAAUCGCUGCAAGCUGCUCUCGUGCAAGGACUUCGACGCGCUGUACAAGGACUGCACCACUGCAAGAAAGAAAACGGGGAGGGGGAGGUCAUCGUCUCUGCCCGGCCGACCUCCGAAGCGCGCAUCCCUAGUGGGUCUCGGAGGGCGCUCGGGAGGCUAUCCGCCCCUGCUCAAGCCAGGCGCGGAGAUGGACUACGAAGCAGCGGUGAAGUCCGAAUAUGUACGCUGUGACGAAGAUGUCGAUCUCAACAUCCCUGCCAUGUUAUUCAAGAUGUGGAACCAAGGUAAACGAGCUCCCGUGUCAGAAAAGAUGGCGCAGAGCGCGUACCACGCGGCGGCCCUGGGCUGCUCCCCCCUGGACCCGCAAGCGCUGGGGAUGCUCGGCCUGGGGGGCCACGGAGCCGGCAAUUCGGCGGCCGCGGCGGCGGCGGCCGCGGCCUACCAGCGACACCUGCUGUCCGGCGGGCUGGCCCUGCCCCUGGCGUCCAUCGCCCACCUGGGACGAGGACAGGAAAGGCUCCUCAGGCAACAGGCGGCCGGGAUGGACCUCUGCAAUCCCAGAAACAGUGACGACUCCUGCGAGAAAGACAAGUCACGCAACCCCGACCCAAACGGCAAGUCCAAAAGUCCCGGAUGGCCUCCGGGAGACGCCGAAACCGGCUCGGCGCUCAACCUCUCCCAGAACGGCAGCGGAACCCGAGCGAGAGACGUGGACGUCUUUCGGACAAGGGACGACGACGACGGACAGGGCGAGUCAGACUACGCGGAAGACAGGGACCAGGGCGACCUCAGUGAGGACUCCGAAGCGAGCACGUCGAGCACGGGCGGUGGAGACCCCAAGCGCCACCGCGCCCCGUCGCAGGACGGCGACAGCCAGUUGCAGCAGUUCAUGGACCGCACGGGUCUUCUGGCGGCCAGAGGCUCCGUCGAGACGCUUCUGCAGAACAUCCUCGGGCUCCUCAAGGUGGCCGAGGAAAACGCCAGGCAGCAGGAACAACAGGUCCACAUGGAGAGAGCGGAGCUGAAAGUGGAGAUCCUUCGCGAGCGAGAACUGCGGGAGGGCCUCGAGAAGAAGCUUCAGGAAGAGCAGAACAAGAGAGUGUUCUACCAGAAGCGGCUGCGUCGUGAGAAACGCUGCCGGCGGCAAGUUCAGGACCAGCUCGAAGGGGAAGUCAAGAAGAGAGUACGCUACGAAGAGGCGCUCCGCACCACGCUUGCCGAGUCUCAAAUUCCCAAAGAGACAUUACAAGAAGAGAUCAAGAGCGAAGACGCUGUCGCCAUGGAGUCAGAUAACAGCAUUAAAAGUCGGUAGAUAUAAUCUUGGAAGAAUCCACCAUCACCCAGACCAGCGCCGAGUCCUGA